Messenger RNA from Osmia bicornis bicornis, 5424 nucleotides. Its product is annotated as protein chiffon. The coding region runs from base 709 to 4941 and encodes 1410 amino acids. The transcript has 6 exons. Gene Ontology annotation, biological process: positive regulation of nuclear cell cycle DNA replication; regulation of cell cycle phase transition. The record is from RefSeq and is a predicted model, not a curated record. Gene Ontology annotation, cellular component: Dbf4-dependent protein kinase complex; nucleus. Gene Ontology annotation, molecular function: zinc ion binding; protein serine/threonine kinase activator activity; nucleic acid binding. NCBI's taxonomy places the organism in Eukaryota, Metazoa, Arthropoda, Insecta, Hymenoptera, Megachilidae.
CGAUCUCGUUGCGCGUCCCAGCGCUCUUUUGCUUUCCCUCGAUCCUUUCCUUUCAUCAUUCAACGUAUAUCUCGAUGAAUUUACCUCCAGAAACAUAUUAUCGUGAAUUCCCUAGUAAAACGGUCCUAAACGCGAAUGGGAAAAUAUUUGGAAAAUUGCAAACUGAUAAACAGAAUUGUUCGAGGAAGUUGUUUUCUGUGAAGCUUUCGUGCGUUUCGAGACCGCUUGACAGCAGUAAUCGAGUGUAAAUUCAUCGAUUAUUCUAGUUUCCGUGGAUUUACAUUUUUACACGAACAUUUCGUUCAAAACACUUAAAAAUCGUUUCGUUUCGUUUGAUCCCACGUGCUUCGUUAUUGUCCUGGUUUUGCGGUUUCUAACGUAUUAUUAGAACGGUGUGUAACAAUGCGGCAACCAUUGUCAACUACAUGAAGAUUUCCAUCUACGUACGGAUGGCGAGCAUUUCUGGAAAUUCGUUUGAUAGCGCGUUUCGUUGCGCUUAAGAAGAAAACGAAAUUCUUUGACGUCAGCAUACCGCGAUGUAAACGUGUGUUUGUAAUAGAAUUAUUUUUAGUACGAAGCGUUCACCUGGUAAUUAGCGACAGGGUAGAUAAAAGUGGUUACAUAAAUUUUGAAAAACAUAAAUGGGGUUGUGCCAGUGGAGGCAGCGGGGGACCUCCCUCGCUGAGGAGUUUAGAAACUCCAACCCCCAUGCCAACUCCUCCGACACCAUUUUUUAGUCCCGAGUGCCCCUUGUCUAAUACAACCAAUAUACGGGGUCAAACUACCCAAAGAUCUAAAUCGCGAGUGGAUGCAAUGUUGGAACGUGCUCUGACACAGCCACAACAGUGUUCCGUGGAUCCGCUUUACAACGCCCAAAGUUGGGGAAUUCCUAUUUGGGCAAUUGACAAACUUCAGGUUUGGCUUGACAAAAUCUAUGCGUCUAUCGAAGAUACUAAUCACUUAAAACGAUUAAAGCGCUCAAAUCAGCAAAGUUCGACUAAAGAAUUGAAGGUCAGGCAUCUUAAGGGUCCUUAUUUAAAAUUUGAAUCCUUUCAAAGGAAUACUAGACCUGUGUUCGUUGAACUACCCGUGUGGCCAACACUGAAUUUUCACGGGGAUCCAGGCUCGUGUCCUUUCAAUACGAAAAGACGAGAAAAGCUGGAAAAAUUACGAAAAGAAGUAAAAGAAAAUAGGGAAGGUAUUCAGCGUAUCAACCGAGAGGAGGAUAAAGAAAUGACUCGGCGGCCACGUACAACUGCUCGUACACGUAGAACAGAACAACUAGUGUCCGGUUAUUGUGAAAUCUGCCGUAUUAGUUAUCGAGAUUUAUCAAAACAUGUACAAAGCGAUCAACAUCUAAGCUUCGUUCAAAAUGAUGACAAUUUCUUGUCCUUGGAUACGUUAAUUAACGCAGGAGCCAACGUAGAAGCGUUUUUAAAGCUAAAUAGAACAAAAGAUAUAGAAAAAGACUGCAAUUUGUUUUCCAAUGGAGAUCGUAAUCUUCAUGAUUCAGUACUGCCAGAAGGAAAAGUUACUAGAAACUCGAAAAGUUUAGGAGAUUUUGAUGUAGAAGAUGUAAAGAUGGGCCAGUGUAAUGGAAAUCGUAGGAAUCUCAAUUUGAAGCUAAGCUCGCCUCAUAAUUUACGUACCCGCGCGAAACACGAAAGUGGACAUUUAUUGAGGUCGAAAGGUAGCCCCUGGCACGAGGUCGACAAGGCGGAAAAGUUUUACGACAAAUUCGAAGGUUUUACUAUUAAGAAACGAGCAAAGGGAACAAUAUGGAUCGAGGAGGACGAGCCAGGUGACAACUUUGCGCAAGAAGACGAAUUGAAAGAAUCGAAGCACAAUGAGUACAAGAUAAAAACGUUUACAGCUGAAUUGGAUGAGAAGUGUAACGACGAAAGGAAUUGUAAUAUUGUGUGUAAUAAACGGAAGGAUCCGGGUAAUCAGGUUAUACAAAGGGCGGUAGUUACCUGCGGUGGUGAAGAGGACAGUGUCGGGAAUACGGAAUGCAUCAAACAAGAACGAAGUCCGAUAAAGAACAGGAAUUACGAGCAUAUAAAUGGAAGUAUAAAAAAUAAUUGUAGUGCAAAUACUUUAAGUACAAAUGAUCACAAUGGUUUUGAGUCUUGCAGGGUGUGUAGGAGUGAAACUUCGAAAGAAUUAAAUUACAAGGUACAGCUUGAGAAUACUGAAUCCGGUACGAAAAAAUUGUCGGAAACGUGUGAGAUCAAUGGGAAGAGUAUUAUUUGUAAUGGUCACACCAUAAAGGAGGAACAGAAGAUUGACAAAGCGUUGAACGAUACAGAGAAGAACGAAACGAAGGAUGAUAAACCGAGAUAUUUGAAAACAGUCAGAAGAGGCGGUAGGAGUACCAGGGGACGGCACAGAUUGUCCGUCGAGGAACGUCUGAUCGAGGAUAAUCGUGCUUAUUAUAAAGUGGAAGUUUUAGGAAGUAAAUUAAGGUCAAGUGUAUUGUCGAAUAACAAUUCCCAAUGUACUGUACAGAAAGAGGGGAAUAGCGAGGAAAAGAAGGAAGUGCCAUCUAGUGAAAAACCAGUAGUUGUACGAUUUAAGCGUGUAAGAAAAUCCGAAUUGUCGUUGUUAAGCGACGAAGCGGAGUCUUUUAUGUUCGGCGAACUUAAACGGGACGAUUCGAGUGAGAUAAGCGACGGAGAUCAGAGCAGUUUUUUGCCGAGAGAUACCGAAAGUGAAUGCAACGGUACUGGAAACUCGAUAUGCCCUAGUUCGUCCCUCGACUCUAGUUCUUUUAUAAAAUCGGAAACCGUUGAGGAGGAUUCCCAAGAUUCCGUGAACUUGGGUCGAGCUAGGAAGAGAAGACGAACGCAGGCCGAGGCUCUUAUCAAAGACAACGUUGAUUACUACAAAUUCGAAACCCCUGGAAGUAGAUUAAGGUAUCAGGCACCUUUGACCGGUAUUAAGGAAUCUUCGGCGCUAGAACAAACGGAGAAGAUCGAAGAUGGAAUUAAUACGGAAACGGUACAGAAAGAUGUGGAGAAAGUGUAUCCGUCCAAACCCUCGCCAGAGGUUGAAAAAAUGCAAUUCUCCUUUGAGGCUAUACCAAAAUCCGAGCCAUGGUAUCAAACGUACCAACGGCAGGACAAUGGUGCUGAAUUUUGGCAUUACUUUAGCGAAGGAGACACGCAAAAGCCGUUUCUUCUACCGUACGAGAUCGAAAAUUUUCACGAAAUUUUAUUGAAAAAUCAAAGCAGAAACGAGAACAAGAAAAAAGGACGAGGACGAAGCGCGGGUUGUAUCGGACGAUCACCAAGGAAAAGCCCCCGUUGCCAUGCAUCCACGUUAGCCAUCAUGUCGACCAUAAUUAGGAAAAGAGAACAGCAACAUCGCCCUCCGAAUUCGUGCACGAUGGAAGAGUGUCAGCCUACUGUUAGGCUACAGACGAACGCUUCUAAACCGGAUCAAAAGGUUGAAUUGAAAUCAGACAUAGACGAGGAAUUGAAGGAAAUGGUGAAGACCAUCGACGAGAUGCUGAAUGCAAACGACGAUCAUUUGGAAUUGGCUGACUCGUUCGAGCCGGACGGUACACAGAUGGAAUUGAAUCCCAGCGAGGCAACCAUUCCCAAGGGACCACCUCCGAAUUUGCUUGAAUUACUGGACACUUGUCACGAGAUUGCUAAUUGUUUAGAAAACUCGUCGUGCGCGAGUUCCGAGUGCGGCGAAGGCAACGUCGAAUCACCGUUGAAACGAAGGAAAAAGAGGAAAAACAGAACAGGAUGGCCUGGUAAUAAAAUGAAGAAAAAGCUUCAAAGUAAACCUCUAGCUUACGCGAACUGCGAGAGGAGAAAUUUAUUGGGAAAAGGUAGCGAGGAGAAUCAGAAAAAUUGUAACGUGCAGGUCACGACGAACAGCUCGAACGGAUUGACGGAAGAAGCUGAUACGAGAAUAGUCAGAUCGGUCGGAAGUAUAGGGCAAGAUGCUGAACAGAUCUUAAGUUUUGACGAAAGAAAAACCGAUGGAUGUUUAUUCGAAAUGUACACCACCUCUGUUAACGAACCGAACGAGAAGAAAGAUCAAAGUAUAGAGAUACUUGAUAACUCUGUUUUACAUAUAAACGCGGAAGCUCGUAUAGAUUCGAUUGCGUCUGAUAUUUGUAACGAGACCGACAGGGAUUUCGUGCUAAACGAAAAUUACACGUUCAGAAAAGAUCUGCCUGAGGUUAUAGAGAUAUCGGAGAACGAUCCGGGGAACGACGAGAAUCAUGAGAAUGUGUUUCGAAAGGAUGUUAAUUCCAUAUCCGAGCGACGCUUUAUAUCAAAAGCGGCUAUAAAGAAGCGACAGCGUGACAAUACAUCCUCCGAAACUUGCGAGUCUCGCGUGGACCUCGAGAAACAUGAAAUUUUAUGCAGAAAGGACGAGUUACCAAGGAAACGUCAGCCGAAGAAUCAUUCGGAAAUCUCCGAUACAGAGAUCGUGCAUCGCAAUAACGUGUACAAAAAGGGUAGAGUUACGUCGCGGAAACGGAUUUACCCGAAGAAGCGCGCGAAAAAGAACAAUGUGUCUUCGGGCGCGGUGUUCGACGAUGAGAACUGUAAAAAAGAUUCUUAUUUAAGUAUUACGUGUAAAAAACAGAGUCUGAAAAGCGUGAAACGGCAAACAGAUACCGUGUCGUCGGAAGCCAGGGAUUCCGACGUCGAGUGUACGUUAUCCAGCCGAGUUAGUCCUACGAUAAUAACGAGUUCGGAGCUGAAACAAAGACGGUCGAGUAUUGAAUUUCAGCCGGUUGUUAGAAUGAUGAAGAUCGACGAUCAAGUCGAAACGGACCACAGUAUUUUAUCGGUAACGAUCGCGAGUAACAGACGGUUAAGAAGUUCCAGUUCUUCGAGAUCAAACGCUCAACCACCGAAAAAACGUUUGAAGACCAGCCGUGGUCAGUUCGGUAGGUGGUUGAAAAAUAGCUGAAAUCCUCGAUAAACUUUCUGUUAUAGAUUAACUUUCAAAAUCGAGAUACGCUUUUUUUUUAUGAGAUCUCUUUGUUGAAAUUUAAUCUAUAUCGUUCGUCGACUGUACAUUGUGUAUAAAAUAUUAUUUGUGUAUGUAGAAUAGUAUUUAACAUUAUCGGCACCAUUGAUAGAGUUUUAUUAAUAAUUUUCCUUAAUGUCUGUUUCUGAUAAUGAUUCUGUUCAGAACGUUGUACAUUCUUUACCAUACAGCCUUUGCAUACUUGAACGAGAAAUCUUUGGUAUGCGUGUAAUUCUGCGUUUAUAAAGUGCUUUCCUUUCCUUUAAUUUUACUUUACUCCGUAUACGUGCCAAAUAAGUACGUAUAAAACUACUUUUUCAUUCGUUAAGAACAUAUCGUGGAAUACAUGCAAGGCUGUAUGAAAAAGCUUUAUUGUAGCAUAACGAUUAUUUUCUCUGUUACAAAAUACAUCAUUGAAUGUAA